GUUCUUGUCCGAAGAAGAAAAAAGGGAAGAGAAAAUGGGGAUACGGUUGCGACUGUGAGCGCGAGAGAGAGAAGGAAAGAGAGACCGUCCGUGAUUUGCUCAAAUUUCUCCGCUCUCUCUCUCAACCCCCCGACAGCUUCGAUAUUCCGCCAUCAACGCUGGUAUACGACCCACGUGUCCGUCCUCGAUCCUUGCGUGCGACGAGACCACUCCCCCCCUCCUUUUUGUUUUGCUCGCCGUCAAUCCCUGUGCGUGCGUGGGUGCAUCUUUUUGGUGGCAUUUUUGAACUCAAAACUGCAAUCUUUCCUCUUCUCACACACUACCCACCACCCACCCACAUCUUUCCUUCAUCAGGAAAACCAUUUCCCAGAAGGGUAUUAGUGAUUCAUGCUGAGUGGGUACUACAACCGCUGCUUCAAGGCGAUACCCACUACCCGUUCGCGCUGAAUUUCCGUUUUCGGUGGGGGCUUUAGGGCUCUGUUGGAACGGCUCGUUUGAGCAUGUCAUCUUAGUCGCGGCAAGAGGAGUGAAGCUUCUCCCCUUCACUAACCAUAAAAAUGCUUAGCUUCUUGCUAAAGAAAGAUGUGAGGAAGAUUCUGAAACGCAAGGACAGCGAUGUUGGCGAAAAAGGACGAGCUCUGGAAGAUCUGCGAGCCACUUUGUUUAAUGAAUUUCGCUCAUCUGAGGGUGCCAAGCGUCAGCAGCAACGCCUAUGUCGACCAGCUGUUGCUCUAUCAUUCAACUUUGUCGUUGCUGUUAGUAUUAUAUUCACGAAUAAACUGGUGCUUAAGAAUGUUGGAUUCCACUUCCCUAUAUUUCUCACUUUCAUCCACUAUGUAGUAAGCUGGGUAUUAAUGGCUAUUAUGAAUGUUUUCUCGAUCCUGCCUGCAUCCCCUCCUUCAAAGUCAAGCCGUUUAACUUCCUUGCUCACUCUGGGCGUUGUGAUGUCUCUGUCAACUGGCCUUGCUAAUGUUAGCUUGAAGUACAAUAGUGUGGGUUUUUAUCAGAUGUCCAAGAUUGCUGUAACACCAUCAAUAGUUCUGGCUGAAUUCAUUUUCUUCAGCAAAAGAGUAUCUUUCUUAAAGGUGCUUGCACUUACAGUUGUAUCCAUUGGCGUUGCUGUGGCUACCGUUACAGAUUUGCAAUUCGACUUUUUUGGUGCGUGCAUAGCAUUAGCAUGGAUAGUCCCAAGUGCAGUUAACAAAAUUCUGUGGUCCAGGUUGCAACAGCAAGAGAAUUGGACAGCCUUGGCAUUAAUGUGGAAGACAACUCCAAUCACCUUGGUUUUCCUUGUGCUUUUGAUUCCUUGGCUUGAUCCCCCUGGUGCCCUCUCUUUUGCUUGGACCUUCAACAACACAGUAGCCAUUCUCAUGUCAGCUUUUCUCGGAUUCUUGCUUCAGUGGUCCGGUGCUUUGGCACUUGGGGCUACAUCUGCCAUAACACACGUGGUCCUUGGACAGUUCAAGACCUGUGUUAUUCUUCUAGGAAAUUACUAUAUUUUCAGUUCCAAUCCUGGUAGAACGAGUAUUUCAGGGGCAUUUGCAGCGAUCGGUGGCAUGUCCUUUUACACCUAUCUGAAUUUACAGAACCAGAAACAGCAAACCAGCAAAGCAACUUCCCGUCAAGCCUCUUUACCAAAGUCUAAACUGAAGAGAGAAAAUGGCAGUACUCAGGAUGGAAAUUCCGGGCCCGACGCUGUCUAGACUUCUGCUCAGCAGUCACCCUAGGAAGAUUGAUACUCAACAUCUCAGAAGACAAAGAAAACUGCUCUUUCACUGACCCCCACAUUGUUUCGUUCCAUUUAUUUAAUUUCAUAGAGUAUUGCAGGAUAGCUCUCUCAUCCACGGCUGAUUCGUAGAACACACAUGGGUAGCAAGAAAUCUUCCCGAAAGGGAUUGCUUGUUGAAUAGUGAUGCCCUCUUUUGAGCUGAGGUGUGCAUAGUUCAGCAAUAUAGGAAUUUAGUGAAAGAUUCGGACCGUCGCAGUGCUUGUUGGCAUGCUAUAAUUGCUGGUGUCUUUCGAUUUAGAUGGACUUGUGGAGAUGAAUGGAGCGGGACAAAUCGGUAGAGGUAUGAAAUCUAUAAGAAUGGACAGGUUGGAUAGGCAAUGAAUUUGGGCACCUGGAGAGUUUGGUCGGUGGCGUUCAACUUGUCUAGUGUUUGAACAGAGACUGAAUGUAUAGAGAUUCAUAAGACAGCUCGAUAAAGGGCAGUUUUCUUUGCAA
Eucalyptus grandis is the source of this 2224-nucleotide messenger RNA. RefSeq lists its product as uncharacterized. The record is from RefSeq and is a predicted model, not a curated record. Gene Ontology annotation, molecular function: UDP-xylose transmembrane transporter activity; antiporter activity. The transcript has 7 exons. NCBI's taxonomy places the organism in Eukaryota, Viridiplantae, Streptophyta, Magnoliopsida, Myrtales, Myrtaceae. Gene Ontology annotation, cellular component: Golgi apparatus. The coding region runs from base 558 to 1703 and encodes 381 amino acids.